Messenger RNA from Cuculus canorus (common cuckoo), 2898 nucleotides. RefSeq names its product mitochondrial calcium uniporter (gene MCU). Lineage: Eukaryota; Metazoa; Chordata; Aves; Cuculiformes; Cuculidae. Gene Ontology annotation, cellular component: uniplex complex; mitochondrial inner membrane. Gene Ontology annotation, biological process: mitochondrial calcium ion homeostasis; calcium import into the mitochondrion. Gene Ontology annotation, molecular function: uniporter activity; calcium channel activity. The transcript has 8 exons. Bases 92 to 1117 code for a protein of 341 amino acids. The record is from RefSeq and is a predicted model, not a curated record.
UCCCUCCCCUCCCCGGGCGGCAGCAGCAGCAGCCGCCGCCGCCGCCGCAGCCGCAGCACCAGCAGCAGCGUGAGGCGGCUCCAGCGGCGCGAUGGCGGCCACGGCGGGCAGAGCGCUGCCGCUCCUCCUCUGCCGCCGUCCUGCCGCGCUCACCGGGUGCUUCCCGGCGCUGGGGCGGCGCCGACAGCAGCAGCAGCAGCGGCACCGGACGGUGCAUCCCAGGCUUUCUCCGUGGCAGAGAGGGCGCGCGGCGUUCUGCAGUGCGGGAGCGCCCCCCGAUGAAGUGACAGUGGUUUACCAAAAUGGCUUACCUGUGAUUUCUGUGACUCUUCCAUCGCGGCGUGAACGUUGCCAGUUCACGCUUAAACCUAUCUCGGACUCUGUUGGCGUGUUCUUACAACAGCUGCAAGCAGAGGACCGAGGGAUCGAUCGGGUUGCAAUUUAUUCAGCAGAUGGCACACGUGUUGCCUCUUCCACAGGCAUAGAUUUGCUUCUGCUGGAUGACUUCAAACUGAUCAUUAAUGAUGUCACAUACCAUGUUAGACCACCAAAGAGAGAGCUCUUAAGCCAUGAAAAUGCAACGACGCUGAAUGAUGUCAAGACAUUGGUUCAGCAGUUGUAUACCGCCUUGUGCAUUGAGGAGCACCAGCUGAACAAAGAGAAGGAGCUGAUAGGGAGACUAGAGGAACUGAAGGAGCAACUUGCACCGCUAGAAAAAGUACGGAUGGAGCUCACCAGGAAAGCGGAGAAGAGGACAACCUUGGUGUUGUGGGGAGGCCUGGCCUACAUGGCCACUCAGUUUGGGAUCCUGGCCCGCCUCACCUGGUGGGAGUAUUCUUGGGACAUUAUGGAACCAGUAACCUAUUUCAUCACCUAUGGUAGUGCCAUGGCAAUGUAUGCGUAUUUCGUAAUAACUCGCCAGGAAUAUGUUUAUCCAGAUGCCAGAGACAGACAGUACUUAUUUUUUUUCCAUAAAGGAGCCAAAAAGACACAAUUUGAUCUAGAGAAAUACAAUCAACUCAAGGAUGCAAUUGCUCAGGCAGAAUUGGACCUCAAGAGGCUUCGAGACCCACUGCAGGUUCACCUGCCCAUCCAGCAAAUUGAUGAAAAGGACUGAUUGGCAAAGAAGCUCUGAACCCCGGCAACAAAAAUGUUCAUAGCUCUUGCCUUUUUAAUUAAAGCAUUGCAGGUGGAAGCUGGGAGGUGGUGUGGAGGUGGAGGGUUUUUACCUUUAAUCAAGACAAAGGACUGUAGGGGGGAAUCUCUUAAAUCUGAAGAUGGGACAUUGUGGAAUGUUUAGUUCUGAAAAGGACUUGGAAAAUAGUCACACUUAAAAACUGUCUGAAUGGCAAUUAUGUACAAAUACAGAAUUGGGGGGUCAUUAAAAGAAUGUAAUGCUGGGGUGUAGGGCUGUCUUCUUCCAGCUUUGCAGGGUCUGCCUCUUGAUAAGACACCAGCGGCCUGCUUAGCUUUUUAAAUUUUCCUUUACCUGAUUCAGAUCUCUCUUUCUCUCUCAAAAAAAAGGAAAAAAAACCCCAAACACCAACAAAGAACCCAAGCCACCUGGAGCUAUGGCUGGUGAUCAGAACUUGCGCUCCACCGUCAUUAACACGCACACUUCUGAUCAGACCUGGUCUCUUUUGUAAAGUUACUACAAGACUACUUUCUACUGGAAAACCGUGAGCUUCCCCUUCCCAGCCCACCCCACGUGCUCCACUGACUUCCUCCUUUGCUUAUUUGUAGCACAGAUUGGUUGUAGCCAAGUGAGGGAAGGAUCGAGUUUUCUUCUGGAUAUUUGAUAAUUGAUUUUUUUGAUUAUUCCAUAAUAACUAUAUAAACUUUGCGUCCCAGUGCCCUUGAGCUCCUUCUAGAAAUCAAUGGCAGCAUUGCAUGAGAGGUUUUUCAUAUUCAGUCUUACGUGAGGGAUGAUUCCCCUCUUCCUGCCCCAAAUCUGAUAGCCACCUGGACUAUGAAAUCAUAAAGGAUUACGAAAUUGUUGCAGAAUCAUAACUCCUGCUUAAAUGGACGGUUUUGGAACACAGAAUAAUUGAACUUGAUAUUUGAUUGCUUGUGUAACGGGAUACAAGGUCUCAUAUGUGGUCAAAGCAUUUUCCUUGCCCAGAGGCUUUUUGAAACCCGUGGGCUCUUAAGUGCCAUACACAGAACUGUUUCAGUUCUUUAGCACUUUCCUGUACUUUAGCAGCUCUAAAUGAACUUUGCACCCACAGAUCAGAACUUCUUAGGAGUGGCUAAUGACAUCUCUUGUUCUUGUCUCAAAGAAAUAGAGGAAGGAAAGUCGACCCAUUGCCCUCUCUGUUAACCAAGGCUGGCUGAAUUCUAAGCAGAUAAAACAUCUCUUCAUUCAAAGCAAGUCAGUCUGUUUUAGCAUCCUGCUGAUAAAUUCGGUGGGGACAGGAUGGAGGUGGGAGAAGGGCACUAAGCUUUAUAUACAGACAAGCUGGCUACUUUUUUGGUGUUUCAUUACUAUUCCUCACUGUGUCAUGAAAAGAGGAUUCUGGGUUUUUUUUGAGAACUAGGUUUAAAAAAAAAAAAAAAGGAAAGAAAAAACUAAAUCAGUACUAACUAGAUGCCAGGUGCCUUGCAGAUGUGGAAACACAGCUGGGUUGCUGCCUCUUCUCACUCAGUGGCAUGUAGGACUGAAUGGGUGCAUGUUUCUAGGUGUUUUUUUUUUUUUACCCCUCCCCUUUUUCCUCUGUCUUUCAAUUUAAUUACAUCGUGUGAUUAUUUUUUAUCUGUUUUAUCCUGUUUGUGUGGUGAGUUUUAAAGGGGGAGAAACCAAAAUGAACACAAUCCUGUAGCUGAAUCCUUGCUGUGUUUCGGAUGAGGGAGGGAUCAUGGAGAAAAGCCCUUCUUUAAAAAAAAAAAAAACCACAAAAA